UCGGCAUCGUCAGACUCUAUCGUUGAGACAUGGACCAGCCGCGUACGGGACACACUUCAUUGUCAUUUAUUAAUGUUAAUGCUGAUGCUCUGAAUGCGAAUACUUUCCCCGUCGUCAUUAUUAAAGAUGUCAGACAAAACAUAUGGCUGAAUCAAACUGCUGCUCUAUUGGACUUCAAGUGAUAGAUAGGGAUGUGGGCUAGGCUAUGCGGAAUUUUGCCGUUCUCAUUGAAAUGCGCUCAUCUUUGGAAUAAACAAACGCAUGUGCUGCUGAGGCGUAUCUGCACUGCUGCCAAGAAUAAGAAGACUAUUUGACUGUGGGGAGUUUUCUUGUAAUUCGGAUUGCUAAUAAUCCAUCCAGUGGGAGAUUCUCAAAGCCUAUGAAACGACUUGAAGGUCGCCUUCGAUUUGAGAUGCUGGCGAUUAACUGCGCUUUAAUUGUAGCGCUCAUGCACAGCGGGACAGCCUCCAGGUGUGUAGACCUUGCAUGCAGUCCUCCCAUGGGCAACCUGGCCAGUGGUAGGACCCUCACAACCCUCUCAGGCUGCUGUGGGAAUGGGUCCCACCACUCCCCAUGCCCCACUCCCCUCCACACCUGUCCAGAUCAUCUCCACCCGCCUGUCCACAUGGUGGAUGAUCCCUUCCUGCACCCAGACACCUGGUGGGCCUCGGGCAUGGGCACUGACCAAGAGGAGGAGGUCCGUCUGGACCUGGAGACCCGUUUCUGUCUGACCCACGUGGUGCUGCUGUUCCACUCACCCAGGCCCGCUGCCAUGGCCAUGGAGCGCUCGCAGGACUUCGGCCGGACGUGGGAGACACUCAAGCUGUUUGCACAGAACUGCAGUCUGGCAUUUGGUCUUCCUGAUGACACCAGUCAGCCUGGCUCGCUGUGCACGUCCCGGUACUCCAGUGCCAAGCCGUGCAGCAGGGGAGAGGUGAUAUUUCGGACUCUGGGUCCUGGUGGAUUAGUUGACCCCUACAGUCCAGAGGGCCUUUCCCAGCUGACCCUCACCAACCUCCGCCUCAGACUUCUCAAGGCUCAGACCUGCCCAUUAUCUGUGGCACCUUCCACCACUUCUUCCUCUAUGGGACUCUCCAAACCUCCUGCGGACCUGAAUCUCCCCCUUCUCCCUUCCACUUCCCCCCAGCCCAGCUCAGAGGCCCCUGCCUCAGCUCCGUUUUCCAUUUACACUCUCCUGGCUAGAGGGACCUGUCUCUGUCAUGGCCAUGCAGAACACUGCUUAACCCACAGAGGCGGACAGGACACACUGAAGGACAUGGUGCCUGGCAGGUGUGUGUGCACUCACCACACAGUAGGAGAACACUGUGAGAGGUGUGGCCCACUCUACAAUGACCGGUCCUGGAAGCCAGCCAACGGCAGCAGUGGGGAGCCACACCCGUGCCAUAAGUGUGAGUGUCACGGCCAUGCAGAGAGCUGUCAUUUCUCCCAGAGGGCGUGGCUGUCCUCGGGGGGCACCAGUGGGGGCGUCUGUGACGACUGUCAACACAAUACAGCUGGGCGCAGGUGCCAGCGCUGUCGCCACGGUUACCACCGCCAACCAGCCAUACCCCUCAACUCCCCCCAUGUCUGCACACGUUGUUGGUGUGACCCACUGGGUUCAUUACCAGCCAGCUCUGGGGAGGAGGGCCCAUGGUGCCACCCCAGGAGUGGACAGUGCCACUGCAGACCUGGUGUGGGGGGAACAGGCUGCAGCCACUGCCUCCCAGGGUACUGGGGCUUUGGGGGACAGGGGUGCAAACCCUGUGCUUGUCCCCAAAACUGUGACCCCCACACUGGGCUCUGCCUGGACAGCUAUGCAAAUAACCAGGUUUUAAAUGUCCCUAUGGGGGGCAAGAUUCCUGACAUGGACCAUGCCUUGACCAAUGAGGGCGAGACAGUGUGGUCAAAGCAACUGGCAGUCUCUGCCAUGCACUACACAGGGAAAUGCAGCUGUAAGGAGAGAAAGUUGAGGAGUGUCUCAGAUCUCUGCAAGACCAAAUAUGCCUAUGUGAUCAAAGCCAGUGUGUUGUCGGCUUAUGACAAGGGGAGCUACGCAGAGGUACAAGUCAAAGUUCGCAAGGUCCUGCGGUCAGGACAGGUGCCCCUCUCCCAGGGCACCCACAGUCUCUACCCCCUAUCCUGGACUAGCCGGGGGUGCACCUGCCCCAUCCUUAAUCCAGGUGUGGAGUACCUGCUGGCGGGUCAAGAGGAGGCAGGGACGGAGCGGCUGCUGGUCACCAUGCAGAGUGUGGUGGUUCCCUGGACCCCCCAACUGGGAGCCCACAUAUCAGAGGGCCUAAGACAGGGCUGCCCCGAACACCCUCUCCAAACCCAUAACAGAGCAAUUUGAAUGGAAAUGGACCAAGGGAAUCACUGGUUCAAUAGAUCAUUCAGGAAAGGGACUUAAACUCAAUGGACAAGUCUUUGCCAAGUGUCUUGACCAAGGACUUCUAUGGAAGAUCUUGCCCAUAUAAGACUACAACCCUGCCAUACGAUACAAAGAGGAUGGACUGGAAUCUUCUGAGCCAAUCUUAUUAAGAUGAUUUAACUAGACAGAAAAAAGCAUCCUUCUGGAAUCCAAUGAAUGUUUGGGUGGUUAUGGGUGGUCGUAUUUGAGACCUUUUCUGCAAGCCAGUGUGAACUAUUGGACACAACAAACCCUGGUAUACAAGCUUUACAGACUUUGUAUGUCAAAAGCCAUGCC
Messenger RNA from Coregonus clupeaformis (lake whitefish), 2704 nucleotides. Its product is annotated as netrin-4-like. Gene Ontology annotation, cellular component: laminin trimer. Gene Ontology annotation, biological process: basement membrane assembly; cell migration; substrate adhesion-dependent cell spreading. The transcript has 10 exons. Gene Ontology annotation, molecular function: protein binding. The record is from RefSeq and is a predicted model, not a curated record. NCBI's taxonomy places the organism in Eukaryota, Metazoa, Chordata, Actinopteri, Salmoniformes, Salmonidae. The coding region runs from base 380 to 2350 and encodes 656 amino acids.